Molecule: messenger RNA, 1106 nt
Organism: Paramecium sonneborni
Lineage: Eukaryota; Ciliophora; Oligohymenophorea; Peniculida; Parameciidae
Source: the annotation of a GenBank genome assembly
AUGAAAAUAAUUAUCAAAACUUUAAGUGGAUAAACUUUUGAACUUGAAGUUCAGCAAACAGAUACAGUAACUCUGAUUUACAAAUUAGGUUCUAAACAUCAAAGAAAAAAUUGAAUAGGUUAAAUAAUUUGAAAUAGGCUAAUAAAAACUUUUAAGAAAAGGAACUCUUUUACUAAAUGAUUAAACAGUAGGGGAAUUGGGAAUUUAAGAGAAAGACUUUCUUGUUGUUAUGGUUAACGUAAAAGUAAUAAAUAAAAAAUAUAAUUGUCUAGAAAGGUCCUCCUUAAUAAUAACCUGUUUAAUAAUAAUAAGUAUAAUAAUAGCCACUUUAAUAACCUUAACCAAUUUAAAUUUAAGAACCUGUAUAAGUAGCUAAGCCAAUAGUAUCAUAAUAAAAUAUGGCAACAGGUUAGGAAUAUGAUGUGGCAAUUUAAAAUUUGAUUUAAAUGGGAUUUGCUAAAUCUGAAUGUGAAGCAGCAAUGAAAGCAGCAUUUAAUAAUUAAGAUAGAGCCAUAGAAUAUUUAUUAAAUGUAAUGAAAUAUCAUGCUAUUUAAGGGGAUUCCUGUAGUUGAAUAGCCACCACCUCCAUAAUAAGGAUAAAAUGUAAAUUAAGAACAUUAAAAUACAUUGUAAUAAUUAAGAGAAUAAAUUAUAUAAAAUCCAGAGACAAUACUUUAAAUUUUACCAUAAUUAUAGUAAUCAAAUCCUUAAUUAUAUUAAGUAAAUAUAAUGAUUACAUUUAAUUAGUAAAUUUAAUAGAAUCCCGAGACAUUUAUUCAGUUACUUUUAGGAGGUGGUUAAGAAGGAGGAGAUGAGAUUGAGACAGAGAUUACUUAAGAAGAAUAAUAAUAACUGAAUUAGUUAAUAAUGAUGGGAUUUACAAAAGAAGAUGCAUUAGAAGGUUAUUUAGCUUGUGAUAAAAAUGUGGAAACAGCAGCAUCGUAUUUAUUUGAAAAAUAAGCAAGAGGGGAUUUAUUAAGUAUAAAAUUAUAUUUAUGACAGGUUAACAUAUUGAGAGGGAAGAAAAUAAUCCUGAAAAUUAUAAUGAUGAAGAAGGAAAUGAAGGGGAAGAUGAUUAAGAUGAUGAUGAUGAUUAAUAUUAUUGA